Molecule: messenger RNA, 3020 nt
Organism: Amorphotheca resinae ATCC 22711
Lineage: Eukaryota; Fungi; Ascomycota; Leotiomycetes; Helotiales; Amorphothecaceae
Exons: 6
Coding region: 169-2985 (938 amino acids)
Biological process (GO): response to oxidative stress
Molecular function (GO): peroxidase activity; heme binding
Source: RefSeq, a predicted model, not a curated record
CACAGCUGCCAUCGGUCUGUUCAGGAGUAUCACGCAUAAGCAAUAUGUGUUGGCCAUCUCCCCCUCCGUGUGUUGCCUUGCUUUUGUCUCUCUUUCUGCCAGUGCAGUCAUAGUCACUCGUUCUUCGAUACUUUCAUGUCUCUAUCGUAUAUAUAAUAUCUAUUAACUAUGAAGCCCCCCUACUCUACGAUCCUCACGGUCCUCACAUGGAUUGCGGUCUUUUCGAGCGAUGGGGCAGCUCAACCGACAUGGCCGUCUUCAAUUGACGAGCUGGAAGAUGUUAUGUUUCUUGGGUCGGGUUACAGAAGUAGAGGCUUUCACUCAUUUGUAACGCCAUGUUCUGCCUCCCCCGAUGGGCCUGGGCGUCAAACUGCCGCCGAAUGGCUUCGAGCGGGGUUCCAUGAUAUGGCAACGACAGACAUUUACUAUGCGAACAAAGGCAUUGUGCAUGGAGGAAUCGACGCGUCUCUGGCUUUCGAACUGAACGAUGGGGAAGACAUUGGCGCAGGAUUUAACAGCACCUUGCUCGUAUACGCCAACUUCUUCAACUCUCGAUUACCUGUGGCUGAUUUGAUUGCUUUGGGAGUCUACGCAUCUGUACGUGCAUGCAGCGGGCCUGUUAUACCCAUGCGAGGUGGAAGGAUAGACGCCACCGCUGCAGGCCCGUUGGGAGUUCCACAGCCACAGAAUGGAAUAGGGCAGUUUACGAACCAGUUCGCCAGGAUGGGUUUUAAUGUGACCGAUAUGAUAGCGAUGACGGCUUGCGGACAUACACUCGGCGGAGUUCAUGCUGAAGAUUUCACCAACAUUGUGGCACCGGGAACCGCACCGAACGAUUUCCAACUUUUCGAUGACACAUUAGAGUUUGAUAAUAAUAUUGCUACACGAUACAUCAAUGGUCCUGAUACCGAUGCAUUGUCUAUUGGCAUAUCAACUGCUUCAGGAAGGAACUCUGAUUUUCAGGUGUUCAGCGCUGACAAUAAUGCCACAUUGCAAGCAAUGACCGUUCCAGCAGUAUUCAACAGCAUGUGCAUAUCUAUUCUGCAGAGAAUGAUUGAGACAGUACCACCAACUGUUACGCUUUCAGCUGUGAUUGAACCAUAUGAGGUCAAGCCAGCUGGAUUGCAACUUACAUUGCUUUCAGGAGGUACCCAGCUUACUUUUUCGGGUGACAUCCGAGUUAGGACCACUGUUCGCAGUGCUGCACAAAUUUCCAGUGUGCAACUUUUGUACACGGACCGCAAUGGUGCCAGUGUCUCAACUCCAAUUGAUACUGUAGUGGCAGGGACGGCCAGUGGAUUCGACGAUAGCUUCUCAUUCUAUUCCUUUAGCGUGGAUCUUCCUGUAACCACCUCGAUUUCCUCUUUUACGGUGCUUAUCACCGGCACCGAUGGUACAACUGAGACAUACGACAAUAAUGGUGGUGGUUUUCCCAUCUCCGAUUCGGUCAUUGUUCAAACUCCCCAAAGCUGUGUGAACAAUGGUGAUUUGACUGUGGUGGCUGCUGUCCGAAGUAGUGUUACAACUCCAGUAAACAUGACCGUUACCGAGAAAGUUCCUAGGAAGGCCGGAUCGCCCACGCCGUCUCCUGUGCCUUCCCUGGUCUCUACAACCUUGGAUAUGGUACAAGGAGAUACCAUUGGCCCUUAUAACAUCUACAGUGCUAGUUACUCCAUUGCCUCUGUUGCAGGAACCAAGUAUGGUGUUGCAAGUGGCUCAUUUUCCGACACAUUCAAAGACGCUUCAGAUCUUGGAACUACCUGCGGAUCCCUUAAUGUCAGUGAACCUAGCAGCACCUCCAGCUCCAUUGUUUCAACCAGCAGCACAUCUGUUUCUUCCAGCCCCAUUGUUUCAACUAGCAGCACACCUGUCUCUUCCAGCCCCAUUGUUCCAAUCAGUAGCACACCUACAAUUGGAGCCUACUCCUUUCAGGGAUGUUACACAGAAGCAGAUAGCACACGUGCCCUCACUGGAGCCUCGUUCUUCAACUACACCGGAAUGACACUUGAACAAUGCGCGACCGAGUGCGUUGGGUUUUCGUACUGGGGUGUUGAGUAUGGCGGAGAAUGCUAUUGCGGCAACUCCCUAAACACAGGGUCUGUUUUGGCAACUAACCAAGGAGACUGCAGCUUCGUAUGCCCAGGAAACAGUUAUGAAUACUGUGGAGCUGGGAACAGGCUUGAGAUGUACCUGCUCUCAUCUCUUGCUUCGAGUCCCAGCAGCAUUUCGUCAACCGGGACUACUCAGACACUCCACAUAGUCCCGUCGGCUGGUCUCUACAACUAUUAUGGUUGCUACACCGAAGGCGACGGGGAUCGGGCCUUAGGUGCUGCAUUUUACCCGAGCGACACCAACACAAUCGAAGAUUGCGUUGCCGCCUGCUCGCCUUACUUGUACGCUGGUGCUGAGUAUGGACGAGAAUGUUGGUGUGGUAACUCUUUCGGAGCUGGCUCCGCUCCAGCUCCAGAUUCCGACUGCUCCAUGGUCUGUACUGGCAACCAGUAUGAGUAUUGUGGAGCUGGGAAUCGGUUGAGUGUGUACAUAAUGAAUGGCACCUUUGCAGGAGGCUCUGCCGGCUCGAUACCAGCAUCCUCGUCUCAGAUAUCUUCAAUACCAAGCUCGCCCGGAAGUAGCAGUACUGCGACUUCUGCUACUGCAGCGGCCACCCAAACCGGGGCCACAAUCAAGCCAAGUAUCGGGAAGUACGCGUAUUACGGAUGCCAAACCGAGGCCACAAAUAUCCGGGCGUUGAACGAAGCAUCAUACUACAAUUACACCUCCAUGACGCUCGAGAUGUGCGCAUCGGACUGUGGUGGGUAUGCCUACUGGGGAGUGGAAUAUGGGGGCGAAUGCUACUGCGGGAACAGUCUUAAUGCCGGAAGUACGAAUGCAACGGAGUCGGAUUGCUCGUUCUUGUGUCCAGGGGAUGAUUUGGAGUAUUGCGGGGCGGGGAACAGGCUGAGUACUUAUUAUUUAACGGAGUAAAGAUCACGAGUAACGAGGAGUGAAGCUGAUGUCGG